CACUGAUAGGCGGCACUGACUGGCACUGAUUGGCAGCACUGAUCGGUGGCACUGACUGGCAUUGAUAGGUGGCACUGACUGGCACUGAUGGGUGACACUGAAAGGCAGCUCAGAUGGGCACUGAUAUGUGGCAUUGAUGUGGCACUGAAAUGUGGCACUGAUGGACACUGGCAGAUGGCAUGGAUGAGCACUGAGAGCUGGCACAGAUGGACACUGACAGGUGGCGCUGCUGGCACUACACAGAUCGUCAGGGCACACUGAUCAUCAGUGCUCUGAUGAUCUGUGUACAUGUCCCAUGUGAUCAGCUGUGAUUGGACACAGAUGAUCACAUGAC
Molecule: messenger RNA, 334 nt
Organism: Staurois parvus
Lineage: Eukaryota; Metazoa; Chordata; Amphibia; Anura; Ranidae
Source: the annotation of a GenBank genome assembly